GAAAACAGCUGGUUGACUCCGGGUCCAACAGCAGUCAAACAGGCAGGGGCAGCCAGCCGCAGUCAUCCUCAUCAACCGCACGCCGAUCUGCGGAUCACGUCUUCCACGGGAUGGAUAACGACAUGGCCGAACCGGACCCAUCCCGUCAGCGCAAUGGUGUCGUGGAAGGGCUUUAUGGAGAAUUCACGGACUCGCUCAAUUCAAAGGUCAGAUAUUCUGUGAGCUUGACUGAGAGUGCUCUCACUAUACAAAAGAUAUCAUCGUCACUUGAACAGGAUGAGGUGGUUUUCCAUUUAGCUGACUGUCUUGGCUGCCGGGCUUAUAAAGUGGAGGACGAAGCGGACGUUGGGGCGUUCUUUACAGCCUAUUUCUACCCGUUCAAGAGGCGAUGGAUAAGCACAGGCAUGGCCCGGCAGAAAGUAGAGCAGUGCUUUCGGGUCGCACUGGUCCAGGACCCUCUCACUAAUCUUCAAGAGGCAGAGAGAUGGGCGCGUGCCAUCAGAGAGGCUUCUAUCCGCCAGAUACCCCGACGACAUGAUGUGAAGUACUAUGAGGUACGGCGGCCCUGCAGGGUCAUGGUUCUGGUGAACCCCCAGAGUGGGCGGGGCCAGGCUCUCCAGCUUUUCUCCGGGCAAAUCGAGCCCAUGCUCACCGAGGCUUCAGUCCCUUACACAUUGGUCAUCACUGAGCACCAGAACCAUGCGAGGGAGCUGGUGAGAGAGACUGAUCUGUCACAGUGGGACGCUCUGGUCAUCCUGUCAGGGGACGGGCUGCUGUUCGAGGUGUUGAAUGGUCUUCUGGAGAGAGAGGACUGGGAGGAGGCCAUCCAGACCCCACUGAGCAUCUUACCAGGGGGCUCGGGCAACGCCCUGGCAGCCUCUGUCCACCACUACACUAAGUCUCCCCCGGUCUGGGGUAAGGAGCUGCUGCUGAGCUGUGGCUUCCUGCUGUGUAAAGGCCUGGUGACUCAGCUGGACCUGGUCUCGGUCCACCUGGCCUCCAGCCAGCGCAUCUUCUCCUUCCUCUCCCUGGCCUGGGGCUUCGUGGCUGACGUCGACAUUGAGAGUGAGAAGUACCGCCUCGUUGGCCCCAUGCGAUUCCUGGUUGGUACGCUGAUGCGCCUGGCCUCCCUCAAGGUAUAUCAGGGUAGGCUGGCAUACCUGCCUGCUCCUCCCUUCACACCCCAGAACUCCUCCCUCUGCUCCUCUCUACCCUGUGGGCCCAACAGCUCCCCCAAUCAGAACUCUCGCCACAACCACAUCACAAACUCCAACCACAGCACAAACUCCAACCACAACAUCGCCCACAACUCCUCCAACAUUGCCAUCACAACCAUGAGGACCGAGCCCCAACCAGUCAACCAGAAGGGGCCUCCUGACUCGCUCCUAGCAGACCUGGAGCAGCCGGUGCCUGAUCAUUGGACAGUAGUGAAUGAGCAAGACUUUGUACUGGUAUUGGCCAUGUUCCAGUCCCAUUUGGCUGAGGACCUGUUUGCCGCCCCUGGGGCCGCAGCAGACGACGGCUUCAUCCACCUGUUGUAUGUGCGUGCAGGCAUCUCCAGGCUAGCUCUGCUCACACUCUUCAUGGCCAUGGAGAAGGGGGGGCACCUGGCUAUUGGCUGCCCACACCUUGUGUAUGAGAGGGUGAAGGCCUUUCGCCUGGAGCCUCUGUCCCCCGAGGGAGCGAUCACUGUGGACGGGGAGAUGGUGGAGUACGGGCCAGUACAGGCCCAGGUUCAUGAAGGAAUCGCCAGGCUCAUCUCAGGCUGAGAAUCUACUCAGAGAGUUUGUCCUCCCCACAGCUCUGACUUCUCGCCCCCUUUCUUACUCUGUCUACUAUAUAUACAAAGUGCCAAAGACAUUAUAUCAGCCUUUGGAAAAUCCCCCCUCUUUUUUUCUACAGAUACAUUCAGUAUCUAUCUCUGUGUCCUGUUGUUUAGAGAUCCCUCCCUUUCCUCUCCAUGCUUCAUUCAGGGUCAAAGCCAUGGAUGUUCUUGCAGCUGGCUGGUCUCAGCUAAGAGUGUGUGUGUAUGACAGUGUGUGUAUGAUAGUGUGUUGUGAGCGGUGUGUUUAGUAGGGAGGGGCCCACUGCUGAGGAGUACCUUGUGUGCUCCGCUGUCUGACUUAAUGAGUGUGACACACGUGAAGAGAAGCACAUUCUUCUGUCCCGCGAGGAUGUGGCAGGCAACCAGCUCUACGUCCGCUAUCUAGCCCUGGGGUAAUCAUUCUGUGGAGGAUGAGACACGGGCCUGACAUGUAGGCCUUCCCCCCUCAGGAUAUACUGUUCGAGUCAUGGGUGUAGGUUCUCUUUGGAGAAGCACAACGUUGGAGAAUGCAGCAUUGUAGACCUCCACCAAUGAUAUUAGGUUACUCUUCUCCCUCUCACCAGUGAAAACCUCUCCUUUACCUCUGUGUUUAAUGGAUGGGGUGGAAGGGGUUAGGUGCUAGUGAGGUCGUGUUAAAGCAGCAUGGAGGUUCAGGAACCUGGCCAGCUGAGGUUACCUUCUUAUAUAUCUCGCCUGUCUACUACCCUGCUGCUGCUGCAGCUCAAACCAACAUGCUUCUUGGACCACCUUCUUCCUGACACAAACACACAGGCUUGACACUCCCUUUCAGAUCUGGAGCACUCAGCAAGGAGGGGGAUGGUCUCGUCUGCUACAUAUGACCCCUUCUAGCUGUGUUAAGGUUGUACUCCCUCCUCCUUCACAAGAUGUUGGAGCCAUCAGCACCUAAUGUGUCCUUAUUCUGAAGCUUUAUGGGUGAAUGAAAAAUACUAGCUGAUGGAACUACUAGCAGUUGAAGAAGAUACAGGACCAUUGUCGAUUUUUAUGAACGGUUUUAUUGUAGAUAAAAUAAUAUAAAUAUUUCUGUUGUUUUCUGUCCAAGCACACACUAAGAAGGGAAACAUGGUUUUGCACUACGCAGCACUGCAUGGGUCAGUUGGUUUUGCACAUUGAUUCGAUCAAUAAGAGUUGGAGCGACCAGGCCAGAGUGCUGCGCUCUCUACUGGGGCCUUUUUCUUGUCGGGGUGGAGAUGAUGAGCAUUAGUGCACUGGAGCAGAGACAAGCGCAAAUGUGAGCAUUAUCAUCAGUUCUACUCGCACCAGUUCAUGUCAGGUCGGGUUCACCCCAGAGAUAUAAUAAUUACUGGUUUAACUAAUCCUAGAGCACACACUUGGUUUGGUUUGGCUCAAAAUGUCAUAUGGGUGGAAGGGUUUUAAUGUACUGUAUAAUGAAUCUAAAAGGAUGCUUAAAAUGACUCUACUUGAAGGUAUGCUGACUGCAGAUGUAACAUUAUCUUCUCCCAUUCUGAUUUCAAUCUUCCAUGUCUGUGCCUGUACCUGACUUUGAUAUGCCUUUAGAUAAAGAAAGGUUUGUUUUAUUUGUCACAUGCACAAGUACAGUGAAAUGCUUAACUUGAAAGCCCUACCCAACAGUGCAGUAGUAUAUAUAUAUAAAAAAGUAUAAUUCAUAAGAAGAAGAAAAACAAGGGGGAAAACACAAGAAAGAAGAAAGAAGAGAGGAAGCUAUAUACAGCGUCAGUGCCAGUACCAAAUGUACAACGUACAGAGAUACUGGAGUAUUGAGGUAGAUAGGAAAAUGUAGGCAGGGAUUAAGAGAAAGGGACUGGAAGCAGGAUAAAUCAUUUGUUAUUAUAAUAUUAAACAUACUGUAUGGUACCUUUUACCCCAUACAUACCUAUCUACCUACCUAAUCCUCAUUUGUCAGGCUCUGCUGGUGGUGUUGACAAGGUCAUAGACCAUGCAUACACAAGUUUAAGCACAUAUCCAAACUGAGAGAUUAGCUAUGCAAAUUCUUUCAAUGUGGCUGGUUCUGGGACACCUCACUGCUCUUUAUGCAGUGGGAGGGGUCCCCCUAGUGGAUUUACCUUAACCAGUCAUUGCAGUUCAAGUGGUGGAAGUUCUGACAUAGUACUUGCACAUUUGUUUCUAUGGUACAACAGUAGUACUGUAUAAAAUCUUAUGAUAGCUCACUUUCAUUAUUUGUAUGUUUGGUUGCAUUGAUUCACUAGAAUACUGGUAUCCAGGUUAUGAAAACAAUUACAAGCCAUUUGAAUUAAACUACAAUCACUUGUCAUAUUGCCAUCUGAAUAUCAAAAACCUCCAUUUGAAUCACUUCAGGUACGGUAGCUCAUGCUAGACUGUGUAUACUGAGUAUCAUCUCUCUUCAGUCGAAUAUAAUCUCUCCUCAACCGAACAGACAAGCGGACAUCCAUUGCUGACCCUAGUGACUGUUAUGUAAUAUGUAUAAAAAACAACUGGUCUCAACACAUCUGAGUGGAGUAAUUGCAAUUGUGUUGAACUACUGUUAUCUUCUCUAUCCUGUACCCUUGGCUGAUAGGGUGGACUGUGGAGUGACUACAUCAUCGUACUGUUAUUAAUAUUCAAAUACUGCUGUAGUCUUCUCAUUGCAUUCAUGUCCUUUUUUAUGUCAUCAUUCCUGUGUAGGAGAGAGAUCUAUAUUUUUCCAGGGUUUCAUUUAGUAAGAACCACAACUAAAUACAUGAAUCAUGCUGUAUCGACUGUCUGAAUUGUAAUAAAAUUCCCAAAUUCUUCAAGAGAA
Molecule: messenger RNA, 4583 nt
Organism: Oncorhynchus tshawytscha (Chinook salmon)
Lineage: Eukaryota; Metazoa; Chordata; Actinopteri; Salmoniformes; Salmonidae
Product: sphingosine kinase 1-like
Exons: 5
Coding region: 111-1769 (552 amino acids)
Biological process (GO): negative regulation of apoptotic process; cellular response to growth factor stimulus; sphingosine biosynthetic process
Cellular component (GO): intracellular membrane-bounded organelle; cytoplasm; membrane
Source: RefSeq, a predicted model, not a curated record